CUCUUCGCCUCCCGCCAGCCCGGGCUCGGGCUUUGCACCCGGCGGCGUCUGAGAACGGUGGCGGGUGCUGAGCCGGCAGCGCAGGCGGGCGGAGCGGAGCUGCCUGGCCCGGUGGCGGGCGAUGCCCCCGUGAACCUCUCUCGUCGCCCCUCCCCGCCCCGCGUCCCUACCCUCUCAAAGUCCGCGCCCGCCAGGGGCCGGGCCGCGCCUACCGCCGGGUCCGCGGGGCGGGGUCCUGGGGAACACCUGCCCCGCCUUGCGGAGCUGCCACGGCCUGCGGAGCCCCUUGCCUGUCUGGACUCCGGCCCCACCUCGGGGGUUGCCUGAAGAUCUCCUGUGCUUGGGAUCAUGUUUAACGGGGAGCCAGGUCCAGCCUCGGCUGGAGCCUCCAGGAAUGUGGUGCGGAGCUCCAGUAUCAGUGGCGAAAUCUGUGGAUCCCAGCAACCUGGGGGUGGGACCGGGACCACCACUGCCAAGAAGCGGCGGAGCAGCCUGGGUGCCAAGAUGGUGGCCAUCGUGGGCCUGACCCAGUGGAGCAAGAGCACACUCCAGCUUCCCCAGCCAGAAGGGGCCACCAAGAAGCUGCGCAGCAACAUCCGACGGAGCACAGAGACCGGCAUUGCUGUGGAGAUGCGAAGUCGCGUCACACGCCAGGGCAGCCGGGAGUCCACUGAUGGGAGCACCAACAGCAACAGCUCCGAUGGCACGUUCAUCUUCCCCACCACCCGGCUGGGAGCUGAAAGCCAGUUCAGUGACUUCCUGGAUGGGCUGGGACCAGCCCAAAUUGUGGGGCGACAGACGCUGGCAACACCCCCCAUGGGAGAUGUGCACAUUGCCAUCAUGGACCGGGGUGGCCAGCUGGAAGUGGAAGUGAUUGAAGCUCGGGGCCUGACCCCCAAACCAGGCUCCAAAUCUCUCCCAGCUACCUAUAUCAAGGCUUAUCUGCUUGAGAAUGGGGCCUGCUUGGCCAAGAAGAAGACAAAGGUGGCUAAGAAGACCUGUGAUCCCCUGUACCAGCAGGCUCUGCUUUUUGAUGAGGGGCCCCAGGGCAAGGUGCUGCAGGUGAUCGUCUGGGGAGACUAUGGACGCAUGGACCACAAGUGUUUCAUGGGUAUGGCCCAGAUCAUGCUGGAUGAACUGGACCUGAGCGCUGCGGUUACCGGCUGGUACAAACUCUUCCCCACCUCCUCCGUGGCAGACUCCACGCUCGGAUCCCUCACCAGGCGCCUGUCCCAGUCCUCCUUGGAGAGUGCCACCAGCCCUUCCUGCUCCUAAGAACCUUGCUCAGGACCAGAGGCCGGGUGGUGGUGUGAGAAGGGGGCCUGCUGGCCUCUACCUCCCCUGUACAUAGUCUCCAUCUCUUUCUGGACCCCUUGCCCUGCUGCAUGCCUGUUGGCUACUGGGCUUGUCCCAGCUGGCAGUGGAGGUGUGUGUGUGUGUGUCUAUUUGUGUGUAUGUGUGUGUGACUACUUUUUAUGUAUUCAUUUGUCUGGGUACAGUCAGUCCUGGUGACACAUGGGCUGGAAUCCAUGUCUCUUUGUAUCUUGUUGAAAAGAAACCCAAAGGAGUAUUGUGUGGAUGUGACUUGCCCUGAGGAAUCUCUAGGGGUGGAAGUGGGGGAUGAGGCCACUGGCCUAUCCUGCCUCUCCCUGUCCCUGUGGCAGAGCCUGUGCCCCCCGCCCCUUGGUGGUCUCUGCUUGGUUCUGUCUUGUCUUUUGUUUCACCCUUUGCCUCUCCCAGCAUUGCUGCUCUUUUUUGAGGAAUGUAGCAUCCACUGCAGUGGGCCACACUGGGCUCCUCUGGGAACCCCCCGCCUCUGUCCCUCUCCCCACCUGAGCUGCUCCAGCAGCUCUCUCCACCAAACGCAUCCUGCAGCACGUAGCAUGCUCACUUAGUGCCCUGGCCAGAGCCCCAGGGAGGCAGAAGGUGCCUGGGGAAUAGAGGGCUUUGAGAUUGCUUUCCCCUGAGGCUAGAACCACCUGCUUCCUACCAGCUAGCAUGAGGAGGUCUUCGCUCCUGGGUGCUGGCCAGGUCCCCUAGAGGGUAGGGCCAGGGUGCUUCCCUCAGCAUUUGUUCAAGGCCUUUUCUCCCUCCCAGCCACCUCCAACAAGCCAAAGGAGCUCUCCCAGGGGGCCCAGGAGGUCAGCCUCAGUGGCAUGUCAUCUGCCAAAGCAGACAGUCUCCCCACCCCCAGGCCCAGACAUUGGUCCUAUCCCAUUCUGGGCUUGUCCCUAGUGGGACCUGGCUUGUUAAGAGGUGCUGAGGGCAUGGCUGUUUGCUGGAAUCAGGAGGGCUGAGGCUGACUUGUUCUGAGCCACUUUUGGGAAUACUGUCUGACCUUUGGGGAUGAACUACAUGAAGCUGACUACCUGGAGCUCUAGUCCUUGCUUAUUUCCAGACCAGGGUCCCUGACACACACACACACUUGGACUCUAGCCUCCUGGCUCUAUGAGUAGCCUGGCUCUGGACUCUAAUCUGCAGUCACCAGCUCUGUACAAGCAAUACUUAACCCCUCUUGGCCUCCCUGCCGUCUUGCACAAUCCUGCUGCCCUCCAGGAAGUGGCCUGCUCUGGGCACCCCAAAUGCCUCUGCUUUAUUUCUCAUCCUUGUCUAGUUGGGACUUUUCUCCCAGCCACUUAGACCCUGACUCGAUUUGACAGCUGGAACCUAUUUUGUGGGGGAACCACUGCCUGGUCAGCACCCUGUGAGAGGUCUGCUGGGAAUCCUUAAGUCUGGCUUGGAAAUGUCACACGUGUCCCUCUUCCUCCUCAGUCUAGGGUGAAGGGUGUGAGGCAGCCCUGGGUUCAUGUCUAGGAGGGAGGGAAGAGGUGGCAGGAGGGGUCAGGACAUGGGGAAGGCUGUCUGCCUCUUCCCCAGUCCUCAUCCUCAAGUGCUAACAUCUAGCCCAAGUGCCUGGGGCAGGAAGAACUGCCUGGGGUUGCAGGGCUGAGGUCUCGGGGAUGAUUGCCUUCAUACCAAAGCUGGAGGGGGUAUAGGGACCAUCUCAGUCCAGAGGACCUCCUUGUCUAGCAAGAAUCUUCACUGAGCUGAAGUCAGAGUCCUGUAACCUCCCUCCCAAGAAAACAAGGGGAAACUAGGAUCCCCUUCCCACAGACAAAAAGGUAAGGGUGGGAGAAAAAUGAACAAAAUUGGCUUCUGUCUCCUCCUGAGUCUGUUAUUGCAUAUUCAGAGAAGAGAUCCUUGUGUGCAGAGGGUGAGAAGGUGGAUGGACUAUUGCCUCUUUAGGCAGAAGCACUCUCCUCAGUCCUGCUUGAACUGGAAAUACAUGUAUUUCCCAUGUUCCUAAAAAUGGGACAAAGGAUUCUGUACUCUUUGACCCCAGUGGGGACAGGGUAGGGAGGAAACUCUUGCAAAAGGAUAUUUUUGCCUCCUGUUUGGGGUGUAUUCACCUCUAGAACAGUCACCCUCUGGAUGGUGUGAAAAUACACCUUUGGAGUGGGGGGAAGUAUUAGUGACCCAUGGAUGGCACAGACAUUUUCUGAUAAGGCACAAAGGCACCCCCAGGAAAUGGUAUCUGUCAAUAUCCUCAUGCUUCUAGGUGUCCUGGGUGGCACUGGGAGAAGGGAUUGCUGCCAGCAGUGAGGCUGCCCUUGUAGCUCUAGGUCUUGGCUCCCCUUACCUCUGAAGAGGAUCAGCAUAGGGAGAGGAGCCUGAUAUGCUGGUAACUUAGGCUGACUGCCUACAAUUCCUGGCUGUCAGUACUGCACAGGAGUGGGGCCACUCUGCUAUUCCACCUCUCUAAUGAUAGGCUGUUCUCUACAAAUUGACCUUGGGGAAUUCUUAACACUUCCACAAAUAAGUUACUGGAGUCCCCCCACAAGGAUGAGGCUGACAUGCAAACAUAGUGGAGAGUGGCUGCAUUAGGGUCUGUUCCUCAGAGUUCUGGAUGCACAUUUUGCCUGAGAAACCACUGGAGCUAGCCUGUCCUACAAGAGGAGCAUGCACAAGUAUGACUCCUGGCCUACUCUGGGCUGGAAGAGACCUACCUUCUGAGGAGGAGAUGGUGAGGAAGGAAGGAACAUGAUCCUUCUGAGGUCUCCCUACCAUGGAGCCAACUCAGCUGCUCCCGCACUCCAAAUGAAACCUGGCAGUGGUUACAAGAGAGGGCUGUCAUUCCAUGUCCUCUGGUUGGGUGGGGUUCAAUUGAGGAUGUGGCAGAGACAGGAGUGGCCCUGCAGUGAUGCUGGGCUGUGGUUGGGGACAGUGAUGGAUGAUUCAGAGCAUCUGUCUUCAUAUUUCUGCUCUGCUCAGUGUCCUACUUUCUUCAUGGACUCCUUCCCUUCAGGAAGUCUGCGAUGGGCCUUUGGUAAGAAGCAGGCUCCAGUAAGAGGGCCAAGUCCUGGUUCGACAAGGAGGAUUUGAUCCUUCAGGGAAGAACAUCUCCAAAAGUACUCUCCAUCCAGUCUCUUCUUCUACCCAGUUCUGCUAGGAAAGGAGCACUUAGGUCUUGGGAUUGCAGGUCCCAGUAAAUGCCAGCAUUCUGUGUGGCUGAGGCAGAACCUAGAAGAGCUUCAGGGAGAGCAUCUGAAUCACUCCUCUCUCAUGGAAUCACUGCUGGUUGGAGCACUAAGGUCAAGCCAGCUCUCCCAGAGGCCUGACUCCCACACCAGGGAAGCAUGCCUAAGCUCUUCUUCACUGCCAGCCUUGAGGAGAACAGAAGCCUCCGUUUUUAAAGACAAUAGAGCCCACCAAGGGCACUUCUUUGGAAAUGAAAUGUAGCACAAUCCUAAACUGCGAUACCAGAAGCCCUGACAUGCAUCUUGGGGCUGUACUCCAGGCCCUGCUGCCCAGGAGAUGUGGAGCUCCUCUUCCCCGGGACCCUAGGGCUCCUAAUACCUCAUGUUCCCCUUUGCCCUUGGCCCAGAAAGCAGCAGGUCUUUGGUAAGGCUGCUCUUCUGUGAUUCCCUGAUUGCUUCUAGCACUGUGCAAACUCUGCAAGAAACUGCUGCCUUUGCCUGAGGUAGAUGAGCUGCUUCUCACCAGAGUGGCAAGAGGUUUGGCCCUUUCUUCAGGGCAGAAGGUUGUUGGGCAGUAUUUCUGCAGUGGCUACAGGGAGGUGGAAAAGAAAAGGCCUGCUUCCCUGCCUCCUUUUUCUUCCUCUCCUCAGAGGUGACUUCUCCAAUGUCCUGACAGGUAGAGAGAUUCUUUAAAAUGCUGCUUCCUCUGCUGGACUGUCUUUCACAGGAUGAUCAGGGAGGAGAUGGAAAUGCAGACUCAUCCCCUGCUUUCUCCCUCCAGUCUGCUUCUCACCCAGGUCAGAAGAGACUGGGACAAAACAAAAUAAUCAUGCUGGAAGAGCAGGGGAGCCACCAAUCAGGUGUGCCCUGAUGGUGGCUGGAUUGGCCUGGUACAGCUUGGAAAGGUUUAUUUUGAAAGAGUGCCUGAGCAUCUCAGAGCAAUGUCAGUGAUGCCAAAGAGAGCAACUUGGCCUCCUUGGGCACCAACUCUGUUGGUGGAGCUGCACAAAUGCAGCUCAGAUGUUGGCAUGCCCAAGCAUGAGACCUUGUUCUCUGACAAAGGGCUUAAUCUUUCCAUGUAGCAAAGCAACUCCCCCUCCCCCCAACCCCAAGCUUGGGCUUCUGCAGGCCCAGGAUGGCUGUGCCUGUGAAGGAAGCCACAUCAGCAAGAGGAACUUGCAUUUUCCAGGGUCCUAGAAUGGCUUGGGGAAGAUGCUUGUUGAAAAGCAUGAAUGUUAUUGCUUCAGAGAAAACUUCCAGGGCUCUGGCUGGAAACCUGGCCAGCAAGGACAGGGCCUUGCCCCCCCCCCAAGGAGUUUGCAUCAUACCAGGAAGGGUCCCUGAGGUUGGGUUCCAGACCACUUGGCUAACAGAAAAAGGGCCUUGGAAUUCCAGAGACAACUGUACUUUUCCUCUAUUAGCCAAUGACCUGGACAGGGACAGCUGCUCUACACCAUUUUGCCAGAAGCUGUGACCUUGUUUGAGACUCCUCACUUCUCUGGACCUCAGCUUCCUCAUCUGCAAAAUCACAGCCUCAGCUAGUUGGAGCUAGCUGUGGAGGGUUGCAAGCCUGGUGCACCUGGUUUCAUCCAGCCUCUGGUGCCCAAGCUGGGCACAGUCCUGAUCCUGUCCAUGCCCAGAUGCUGCUUCUGACAAGAACUCUGGGAACCCUAACACACUCUGCUUUCACCUCUUUGUGGUUUGCACUCCCUCCUUUACUCUUGUGUCAUGGUGAAAAAUUUUUUAAGGGUUGUCUACAACGGAGAGUUUUCAAGGGGCUGGUGUGGUGUCACCACUUCAGUUGCAUCUUGAAUAAGUCAGUGUCCCCAUGAGCAGGUGAGGCUGGGUCACCCUCACUUCUGCUUCUAGAAGAUAUCAGUGGGGAGAGCUGAAGACCUCAGAGUUUUAAAGGAAAUACUCUUGGAUGGGAGGAGAGAGGGAACUUAUUUCCCUUCUAUUUUGCUUUUUAAAACCACUCCUCCCUCCAAGAUGUCUUUUACCAGACAUCAUCUCAGAAAGCAGAGUGGCUACAUCCUUAAGGAAAGGGCCAAGAGUUCUCUCAACUCCUUUAGCAUUUAAACUCACGGAAGGCAGGAACCCCUUUUUUUAGAAUCUCCAAAUGCACCCUGCAAAGAGAGAUAGCUGUUAGGGACUGACAAGCACACUGUUUAGAUAAGAAGCAAUUUGCCUUUUAUAUCUGUGCUCUAUACAUUUUCUAUGUGCAGCAUCUUUCCAAACGUGUGGUUCCUGGGUGGCAGGUGGACAGCUGGGAGGGACUGCCAGCUGUUUUGUACGAUUUUCUUGCCAAUUCUCUCGAGGAAAAAAAUUCUUCACAUGGCUUCUGCAUGUACAGUAUUUGGGCAGCAAAAAAAAUUAUUAAAGUCCAUUUGAAAUUG
Molecule: messenger RNA, 6874 nt
Organism: Ictidomys tridecemlineatus (thirteen-lined ground squirrel)
Lineage: Eukaryota; Metazoa; Chordata; Mammalia; Rodentia; Sciuridae
Gene: Rims3
Product: regulating synaptic membrane exocytosis 3
Biological process (GO): regulation of synaptic plasticity; calcium ion-regulated exocytosis of neurotransmitter; regulation of synaptic vesicle exocytosis
Cellular component (GO): cytoskeleton of presynaptic active zone; presynaptic membrane
Molecular function (GO): small GTPase binding; transmembrane transporter binding
Source: RefSeq, a predicted model, not a curated record